This is a messenger RNA of Heterobilharzia americana, 709 nucleotides long. Lineage: Eukaryota; Metazoa; Platyhelminthes; Trematoda; Strigeidida; Schistosomatidae. The record is from the annotation of a GenBank genome assembly.
AUGGUAAAACCUCCAAAAAAUGUUAUCCUCUUCAUUGGUGAUGGAAUGAGUCUGAGUACAGUGACUGCUGCCAGAUAUUUGAAAGCAGAAAAGCUAAAUUUGUUAGGGGGUGAUGUACAACUGGCUUGGGAGGACUGGCCUGUAGCAUCACUUGUUCGAACAUUCAAUUCAGAUAGACUGACAACAGAUUCGGGGUCUGCUGCAACAGCACUUUUAUCAGGCGUCAAAGGUUAUUUUAAAACUGUUGGAGUGACUGGAACAGUUAAAUGUUGUGAAUGCACCCCUUUAAAGGAGCAGGAAAGAGCAAAGUCUUCUCUGUAUUAUGCUUCUAAAGCAGGACUGUCCACUGGAAUAGUGACAACAACUAGGAUUACACAUGCAACUCCUGCCGCAGCAUACGCAAAUAUGCUGCAUCGAGACUGGGAGUCAAAAAGCGCAAUAAAUAACUCUACAUACAGCUGCAUGGAUGCUGCCGCACAGCUUCUUACAAAUGCUUCCAACAUGAAUGUUGUAAUGGGAGGAGGAGCAACAAAUUUCUACGAUGAAACUCAUGAACGCCUUUUCUCAAAAGCGGGUAGACGUUCUGAUUCUCGUAACCUCCUUCAAGAAUGGCGUGAUAUCCAGGCUCAGAAGAAGCGCAGACAUGCAGUAAUACACACUAAUGAAGAUUUCAAGAAAAUGAACUGGUCGUCCGUCGACUACGUCUUAG